This is a messenger RNA of Strigops habroptila (Kakapo), 3094 nucleotides long. RefSeq names its product ATPase H+ transporting V1 subunit B2 (gene ATP6V1B2). Gene Ontology annotation, biological process: ATP metabolic process; proton transmembrane transport. Gene Ontology annotation, molecular function: proton-transporting ATPase activity, rotational mechanism; ATP binding. Lineage: Eukaryota; Metazoa; Chordata; Aves; Psittaciformes; Psittacidae. Bases 74 to 1606 code for a protein of 510 amino acids. Gene Ontology annotation, cellular component: proton-transporting V-type ATPase, V1 domain. The transcript has 14 exons. The record is from RefSeq and is a predicted model, not a curated record.
GGGCGCUGCGCGGGGCGGGACUCGCUCCGUGCCGGGCGCAUGCGCGGGGCGGCGGCGCCGCUGUGCGCAGAAGAUGGCCGCGGUGGUGCGGGCGAUGCGCGGGCUGGUGAACGGCGCCGGGCCCGGCGGCCCCCGGGAGCAGGCGGCGGCGCUGGAGCAGGCGGCGGCGCUCACCCGCGACUACAUCUCGCAGCCGCGCCUCACUUACAAAACUGUUUCGGGUGUGAAUGGUCCCCUGGUUAUCCUGGAUCAAGUUAAGUUUCCUAGGUACGCAGAGAUUGUCCACUUGACUCUUCCUGAUGGCACAAGAAGGAGUGGGCAGGUUCUGGAAAUCAGUGGCUCCAAAGCUGUGGUUCAGGUAUUUGAAGGAACUUCAGGUAUUGAUGCUAAGAAAACAUCUUGUGAAUUUACUGGGGAUAUUCUUCGAACCCCUGUCUCUGAGGAUAUGCUUGGCAGAGUAUUUAAUGGCUCAGGAAAACCUAUAGACAGAGGCCCCAUUGUUUUGGCUGAAGACUUCCUCGACAUAAUGGGUCAGCCAAUCAAUCCCCAGUGUCGUAUCUACCCAGAGGAAAUGAUUCAGACUGGCAUUUCUGCUAUAGAUGGUAUGAACAGUAUUGCCAGGGGGCAGAAAAUCCCCAUAUUCUCAGCUGCUGGCUUGCCCCACAAUGAGAUUGCAGCUCAGAUAUGUCGCCAGGCUGGCUUGGUGAAGAAAUCCAAAGAUGUAAUGGACUACAGUGAAGAGAACUUUGCCAUCGUGUUUGCUGCUAUGGGUGUGAACAUGGAAACUGCUCGGUUCUUCAAGUCAGACUUUGAGGAAAAUGGGUCCAUGGACAACGUGUGUCUGUUCCUGAAUUUGGCCAAUGAUCCAACCAUUGAGCGCAUCAUCACACCUCGUCUGGCUCUAACAACAGCAGAGUUCUUGGCAUAUCAGUGUGAGAAGCACGUGUUGGUCAUUCUGACAGAUAUGAGCUCCUAUGCUGAAGCUCUGCGAGAGGUGUCAGCAGCUAGAGAGGAGGUGCCUGGCCGGCGUGGCUUCCCAGGCUACAUGUACACUGACUUGUCUACUAUCUAUGAGCGUGCUGGGCGUGUGGAAGGCAGAAAUGGUUCCAUUACUCAGAUCCCUAUUCUUACCAUGCCUAAUGAUGAUAUUACUCAUCCUAUCCCUGACUUGACCGGAUACAUCACUGAGGGACAAAUCUACGUGGACAGGCAGCUGCAUAACAGACAGGUUUACCCACCUAUUAAUGUCUUGCCCUCCUUGUCUCGACUGAUGAAGUCAGCUAUUGGAGAGGGUAUGACCAGGAAGGAUCAUGCAGAUGUAUCCAAUCAACUGUAUGCCUGCUAUGCUAUUGGAAAGGAUGUGCAGGCUAUGAAAGCUGUAGUUGGUGAGGAAGCUCUUACCUCAGAUGAUCUUCUUUACCUGGAGUUCCUGCAGAAGUUUGAGAAGAACUUCAUUGCUCAGGGUCCCUAUGAGAAUCGCUCCGUUUAUGAGACCUUGGACAUCGGGUGGCAGCUUUUGCGGAUCUUCCCCAAGGAGAUGUUGAAGAGGAUUCCUCAGGCAACCCUGGCUGAAUUCUAUCCUCGAGAUUCGACUGCAAAACACUAACCACAGCUUCAUCUCUUAACUCCUCGCUCUGUGAAAUGCUGUUUGUUUUCCUUUUUCAUGUGUUGGUGUUUACUUGUCGCCCUUGCAAUUAAAACCAAGGAUAGGUGACGUUUGUGCCAGUGUUCCAAUGUACGCUGAUACCACUUUUGAAAAUAGCCCUUCUUCCAAAGCCUGGAUCUUCAGGAGAAUAUUUAGGCCAGCUCCUACAGAUGUACAAUAGUCAAAGCUUUGGGAACUGGACCUUUUGUAGGCAUUUCAAAAUGUCUGAGGAUUACCAGAAAUUGUAGAUCUUUACUUUUAAACCCAGAGCACAUGGUUUAGAGAACGUGAAAGAGCAAAUGUUGAGUUCCUUUGUCCAAAGCAUCUGCUCAGUCUGAUCACAGGCAGUUUGUUGUGCUGCUGGUAGAACAGAUAGAGCUGUGCUCUCUUGCUGCUGUGCCUGAAGACCAGGCUAAUAGGUGGAAAGUGUGCAUGACAACAGAGCUUGCUGCAAAAUGCAAGUCACUGGUGUUUAACUAUGGCUUAACGUUCUUUAUGCGCAAACUGAGGAGACACACUGGGUGCUUUUCCACUAGCAAAGGGUCUUUUCAGAGGUCACAGGCCAGUGGUUUGCUACCUAAAGGUAACGUGAUAAGGCUUAAUUACUGAAUUAAAGGCUUUAAAUUGACGUUUGCAGGGUAAGUUUCCUACUCACCCUUUUAUUUCCCCCUUUGAAUUCUGGAAACACCAAAGCCACAAAACAGCAGCUGAAGCAUUCUGAGAUCAGUCGAGUCUCAGUGGACAGAACUGUAGGUAAUUCUUUGUGCUGCUACCAAAGGGGAUUAUGAGAGAUGUGGAAGAAACCUUACACCUGAUACAGUUGUGCUGGUGGGAGGUCAGCUUUUAAAGCUUGUCUUGUACUAACUGGUGCAAAGGAGAAAGCAACUCAAUGCCUGAGCGGGUAUCUUGACUUCUGUUACAAAGCACACUCGAGGUGGCACUGCGUCCUGAGCUGUGCUUGAAACUGUUGUGGUUUGCACUCCAGGCACACAUUCGGCUAGCCAGGAGAGCUUGGCAUUCCCAACCCUGCAACCUUGGCUAGUCAAUGCAGUGCUGUUCCUUCCCAUUGGUUCUGAUGAGGCUCCAAGUUGCUGGCAGGCUUUCCUGCUUUUUUCCAGGCUUAAUGUAGCCUAAGCUCUGCUCUGGCUAACUAAAGCAUGUUGCACCUCUCUCUGCACCUUCAGUACUGGGUUAGGAAGGUGCUAACGUGACCUGAAGGAUGUGUAACUAAUUCCAGCUUUCCCUGGUGUCUCCUUUGUGCAGUUCUUUCUCUAGUUUGUUCAGUGUUCUCUGUAACUUGGACUCAAUAGCAAUUUUACUCCAGUGCAUUCCACCCUAAAGCUGUGUCGAGUCUAUUUUUCUUGAGGUAGGGAUUGGGAGUGUUGGCAUGAGAAUACUUUCAUGUAGAGACUAUCUAAAUAAAUUAAAUAUGGAAGGUGUUGAACAAUA